Messenger RNA from Amoebophrya sp. A25, 288 nucleotides. NCBI's taxonomy places the organism in Eukaryota, Dinophyceae, Syndiniales, Amoebophryaceae. The record is from the annotation of a GenBank genome assembly.
GUGCUCCAUCUAUGCCUAAGCAAUCUAUUACUCUUUGGGCUCUUUCUCAAUUGAGACCGAUUACCGACGCAGUGAUGAUCAUCUUCUUCCCCUUGGAACCAGAGAUCAUUCCGUGACCUGAUGGGAUGGUUCAUCUCGAUCCCACCUGAUAUUGUGAUAGUGUCCCUUUUCAGAGUAAGUCCGAACACGUUGUAUGUCACUCCCAAGUUGUCAACUGCUAGAACCUUUAUGACAAAUAGCUCUGGAUUAGUUCAGACUCGAAGACCUGAGGAAAACUAUCUCCUGUGA